Annulohypoxylon maeteangense is the source of this 2731-nucleotide messenger RNA. Its product is annotated as Not1 N-terminal domain, CCR4-Not complex component-domain-containing protein. NCBI's taxonomy places the organism in Eukaryota, Fungi, Ascomycota, Sordariomycetes, Xylariales, Hypoxylaceae. The record is from RefSeq and is a predicted model, not a curated record. Gene Ontology annotation, biological process: regulation of DNA-templated transcription; nuclear-transcribed mRNA poly(A) tail shortening. Bases 499 to 2421 code for a protein of 640 amino acids. The transcript has 4 exons. Gene Ontology annotation, cellular component: nucleus; P-body; CCR4-NOT core complex.
GCAAUCUUUCGCAUCUCACCCCAGUUUUUAGUCGAUUCAGCCUUCUAACCAAUACGGUCAACGCUGCCACUACAAAAAUAUCACGUAGAUAAUCAGCAAACAACAACCAUGUUUUAAACAACACUCCAUUCUCGUCUUCUUCCCUCAGCAGCAUUGAAACUGCAGCCUUUUGAGGAAAACACACUAAGAGGACCUUGCAUUAAGACCGUACCUGACUUCCUUUCUUCCUUCAGAUGUACAUGCAUCGUCAAAUUAGUGCGAUCUGCAAUCCUAUUAACUAACCUACGCACCUACGCCAUUUCGCCAUUUCCAAACCGCCUACACACCUUAUCGACCAGAUUCCUCGUGCGCCGAUUCCCCUUUAACUCCUCUCCCUCAUCGAUACCCAUCGACACCGACUAAUCGCAUCCCUUAAUUCUACCCGUAUAAGGCGCUUACAUCAAUCACAAAUAUUGAUUUACUGCUCAGGUCCAUCCUGAGCACCCCCCAAUCUUCACAAUGGCAGCAAGGAAACUGCAACAAGAAAUAGAUAAAUGCUUCAAGAAGGUAGCUGAGGGUGUCGCCGAGUUCGAUGGUAUUUAUGAGAAGAUUGAGCAGUCGAAUAACCCCGCCCAGAAAGAGAAGUUAGAAGAUAAUCUGAAGCGCGAGAUCAAGAAGUUACAACGGUUACGCGACCAGAUCAAGACAUGGGCAGCCAGCAAUGAUAUCAAGGACAAGGCUCCCUUGCUGGAGCAUCGGAAGCUGAUAGAGACGCAAAUGGAACGGUUCAAGGCCGUAGAGAAGGCCAUGAAGACUAAGGCGUACUCGAAAGAGGGUCUGUCAGCAGCUGCCAAGUUAGAUCCGAAAGAAAAAGCGAAGCAUCAAGCCGGCGAAUUCCUUAGUAGUAUAGUCGACGAGCUAGAGCAGCAGAUUGAGAUACUCGAGGCCGAGGGCGAGUCGAUACAAGCAACGAUGAAGAAGGGCAAGAACCAAGCCUCCAAAGCCGAUCGCAUGGCUACCAUCGAGCGCAUAAUCGAACGACAUAAAUGGCAUCAGGGUAAACUCGAGCUUAUUCGGCGGUCACUUGACAAUGGCGGCGUCGAGACGGAGCAGGUCAAUGAUCUUGAAGAGAGCAUUAAGUACUACCUCUCGGACGGUAUGAACGACGAUUAUAUCGAAGAUGAGGGACUCUAUGAUGAACUCAACCUACAAGAAGAGGAAGAUGUUUAUGGUAUGGGCCAGGAGAACGACCGAGUCUCGUCGCAAGAUACACAAUCUAUACAGGAGGACAUCGCGGAGCCGGAAUCACGAUCUGGUAGUCUGGCAGGAGGAAAGGCACGAAGUGUUGUCGAUGCCGCAGCAGCCGCUGGACGGCGACCCUCGACUCAGCUUAAGUCCCCUCUUCCGACUCUGGCAACAUUGCAUAACCCGCUGGUAAAUGUCACUAAUGGUAGUACUGCUAAUGCUGGCAUGAAGCCAGCGUCGUUACCGACACGGCCAGCUGGAGAGGGAUUAAAGUAUGCUUCUGCUGCCGCCGCCGCCGCUGCGAGCGAUAAGAAUAACGUCGGUAUUGCGCCGCUUCCUCCGCCACCUGGUUCACAACCAAUUUCUUAUUCUCCGGGCAUUUCGCCCUUACCACCUGCCGCGUUGGCGAGAACGAGCGCGGCCAAUUCGCCAAACACGGCGUUCUUACAACCUGCCCAAUCGGAACAAAGGUCCGGGAACUUAUCUGUCCCAACGACAGUCCCUGAACCUAAGGCACCUGAACCAGCUAUCUCAGCUCCCACGCCGAAGAAGUCUGAGAAAGCAUCUUCUAAGGCUGCAGGCAAGGUUCCCGCUUCCGCGGACCACGCCGAGUCUUCAAAAGCAUCCCAAACGAAUGGUGUUGCUAAUGGCGUGAAGCCUGCGGAGGAGAAAGAGGAGGAGUCGAUAUACCACCUCCCCGCUUCUUUGAAGGAUCUAGUAGAAUCCUUUGAGAUUACUAAGAAACGAUCCCUGCCAGUUAACAGCCCGUCCCAUCUACGCAUGAUGGCGGCUUCGCAAGCAGGCGUGAACAUGCACGACACGUUCGACUCAGAGCCUCCCCGGACGUAUAGGCCAGAUUCUCGUUACCCCUCCACAUCAGGCUACCCGCAAGAAACGUUACCCGUUUUCGAAGACCCUAGACUGUACUCUCGGAUAGAACCCGAUACACUGUUUUACGUCUUCUACUACAAGCAAGGAACUUAUCAACAGUAUCUGGCGGCCAAAGCCCUCAAAGAUCAAAGUUGGCGGUUCCACAAGCAAUAUCAGACCUGGUUUCAACGACACGAGGAACCGAAGAGCAUCACAGAAGAGUUUGAGCAGGGAACCUACCGUUUCUUCGACUACGAAUCAACUUGGAUGAACCGAAGGAAAGCGGACUUCAAGUUCGCCUAUCGGUUCUUGGAGGAUGACGUAUAAAGCUUCGGCUUCUUACGAUCGAACUCUCACAGGCAUUACUGAGUCGAUAACGGGGUUCACCUGCCUCCAAGGGCUCAAUGUAUGCAAUACAAUCGCGUUGCCAACCGGGGAGGGCCGUUUAUGCUAACGGCUUCUACUCUUGUCGUAAUAUUGUAAACAAAUACAUACAAGGCCGUCAUGGCACUUCUUCUGAUGACUGUUAAACCUACCUGACUUGGCUUCGAUGAGACUUGACACAUGCCAUUACUGCCAAGUGCACAAGAGUUCUAUUAGGUUAGAUAGUCUAUCAAUGGAUUCCAAAUGAAUUUAA